Molecule: messenger RNA, 1956 nt
Organism: Dioszegia hungarica
Lineage: Eukaryota; Fungi; Basidiomycota; Tremellomycetes; Tremellales; Bulleribasidiaceae
Product: fungal-specific transcription factor domain-containing protein
Exons: 7
Coding region: 1-1956 (651 amino acids)
Biological process (GO): DNA-templated transcription; regulation of transcription by RNA polymerase II
Cellular component (GO): chromatin
Molecular function (GO): RNA polymerase II cis-regulatory region sequence-specific DNA binding; DNA-binding transcription factor activity, RNA polymerase II-specific; zinc ion binding
Source: RefSeq, a predicted model, not a curated record
AUGCCUUCUAGCAAGAGCAGCAACUCUGAUGGUGAUGACGAUGUCGAGCCGGAAGGGACAGCGACGAACGAGAAGCCCGAGACGGUAGGAGCGUUCAAGUGUGAUUAUCCUUCUUGCAAGAAGACUUUUACACGCAAGGACCACUUGAUCAGACAUCAAGCCAACCACUCCACCACCAUAUUCACCUGUCCAACCUGUCAUCGUCCCUUCAAACGACUCGAUCUCUUGCAGCGACACGAACGCCGUAACGUCUGUACCUCCGAGCCCGCGAACAGCGCAAACGGCGGCGCCUGGUCCGGCAAGGGAUCACGCACGAGCCGAGGCAAACGCGCACGGAGCCCCUCAUCCUCCUCUUCUUCGGGACACGGGACAUCCAUGAUGUCUCGCGCGAACGCCGCCGCUUCUUCUUCCUAUCUUCCGUCCGCGGGCAUCGAUGUCGGAUUGCAACUUACCGGGUUUGAGAUGUUUGAGGGAUGGGACCCCGUCUUUCUGCCGCAGGAGGAUUGGCUGCCCAGCCUGACCGAGUCGAUGGCGGGGCCAUACAAUGAGCCGAUAAUUCCCGUGGAGCUACCAUGGAAUAUGACAUUGACGAGGGCUCAAGAGUCGUCGGCGAGGGGACAGGAGUUGAUGGCUUCUGUUACGCUGGCUUCAAGGCUACAAGCAGAGUAUCUGCUCUACGACUUCUCCUUCUCCGUGGUGACAGACUACCUUCGUCUGUACUGGUCACACGUCGCCCCCUCCUUCCCCUUCAUCCACCGCGGCACCCUCGACCUCGAUUCUGCACCCACCUACCUCGUCGUCCUCAUGCUCAUCACCGGCUCCGUUCACUCCACACACCGUCAAGACUUCUCCCCACUCAUCACUACCAUCCGGGGCGAGCUGGUCCAGCAAUGCGGAACCGAUGCGCCCGUCUCGAUCUUCCAGGCAUUCACGCUCUGUCACAUCUACGACACAUGGUAUGGGAAUCAAGAGAGCCUGUUUGUCGCGCAGUGCAUGUGGUCCACGGUCGUUGCGCAUAGUCGGAAGAAAGGGAUCGGAGUGCAGGGUGCGAGUGCUGGAGAAGGGGAAAAUGAGGUCUGGGCCAAUUGGGCAAAAGGCGAGGAACGUCGUCGUGCGGCCUACUGCGUCCUCAUGCUCGACACUCAGAUCUCGGCAUUCUGGAACCAACACUCUUCCCGCCAACUCUCUAUAUUCGCCCAUGAUCUCCCCCUUCCCUGUCCCCGCUCACAAUGGGACGCCACGUCCGCAGGCGACUGGCUACGCGCCCGAUCAAGCACCACCGCCGCCUCGCCCUCCACGGCUUUGUCUGGUGCAGGACGCCGACACGCGCGCGGAACGUAUCUGCCCGGCCUGCACCCCGAGUUUCGCGUCACCCAGGUUCCCGAGGGGUUCUCGUCUGCUAUACUGAGCGCCAUGGUAGCGCAGGCGGAGUUGCAAUUCAGCGUAGAUGUGGAUAGUAGUCUGGCGGUACAGAUGGUCCUGUUGGGAUUGAUGGGCACGGCAUGGGAUCAUCGGAUCAAAGGUGGGAUGGGAAUCAAGUUCAAGGAGGGGGCAAAGCAUUGGAGAAAGUUGACGCAGGAUGCGUUGAUACAUCUUCGAGCGACAUGGGAGGGCGCGACUCAGCAUUCGAGCUCUUCGGCCGAGACUAGGGACAUGCGGGAUACGUUCGGGAUAAGCAUCUUGUCGGUGCUCUCCGACAUACCUAUGCUUCUUGCUCUAGCGGGCGCCCCGACGAUCUGCGGCUCAGCGCUCUCCAUCCGCCACUUUGCAGACGCCAAGAAACGCUGUCGACUCUGGGCCAAGACUGAUGACGCAUUCACAUGUCUGUGGCAAUCGACGCGAUACCUCAAACAGGCUCUGUUCGCGGACUGGGGCGUGUACACCCCCUGGGCUGUCUUCUUGACUACUGUACGUUCCCCUUUAUAUUCUCCCGCCUCUUCGAUCAACAGAACCUGA